Messenger RNA from Hyphopichia burtonii NRRL Y-1933, 1152 nucleotides. RefSeq names its product GTPase. Gene Ontology annotation, molecular function: GTPase activity. NCBI's taxonomy places the organism in Eukaryota, Fungi, Ascomycota, Pichiomycetes, Serinales, Debaryomycetaceae. Bases 1 to 1152 code for a protein of 383 amino acids. The record is from RefSeq and is a predicted model, not a curated record. The transcript has a single exon.
AUGGCACCUGCAACUGUUUUAUGUAUAGGUAUGGCUGGGUCUGGUAAGACCACUUUCAUGCAAAGAUUGAAUUCGCAUUUACACUCAAAAAAGACUCCACCAUAUGUGAUUAAUUUAGAUCCGGCAGUAUUGAAAGUUCCAUUUGGUGCAAAUAUAGAUAUAAGAGAUUCAGUUAAGUAUAAGAAAGUCAUGGAAGAAUAUAAUUUGGGUCCAAAUGGUGCUAUUGUGACAUCAUUGAACUUGUUUUCAACUAAGAUUGAUCAAGUUAUCAAAUUGGUUGAAAAAAGAUCAGAUAAGUUUGAGAAUGUCAUUAUCGAUACCCCUGGUCAAAUUGAAUGUUUCAUUUGGUCUGCAUCAGGAGCUAUAAUAACAGAAGCUUUCGCCUCCACCUUCCCAACAGUCAUUGCUUAUAUAGUUGAUACUCCAAGAAACUCUUCUCCAACAACGUUUAUUUCCAAUAUGUUAUAUGCGUGCUCCAUUCUAUAUAAGACCAAAUUACCAAUGAUUAUUGUAUUUAACAAAACUGAUGUCAAGAAAGCUGAUUUUGCUAAAGAGUGGAUGCAAGAUUUUGAAUCUUUCCAAUCGGCAUUAAGAGAAGAUCAAGAAUUAAACGGUGAAGAUGGUAUGUCUUCUGGUUAUAUGAGUUCGCUUGUAAAUUCAAUGUCUCUUAUGUUGGAAGAAUUUUAUUCAAACUUAGAUGUUGUUGGCUGUAGUGCUUUCAGUGGUGAAGGAUUUGACGAAUUUCUCGAUGCGGUUGAUAAUAAAGUUGAAGAAUAUAACGAAUAUUAUAAAGCUGAAAGAGAAAGAAUAUUAAAACAAAAAGAGGAAGAUGAAAAGAAAAGAAAAGCCAAAUCAUUAAAUUCUUUAAUGAAGGACUUGGACAUUAAAGAUCAAAAUAGAAAAUCAGGUCAAGAUUCUGAAGUUUUAUCUGAUUAUGAAGAAGAUGAGGAAGAAGAUGAAUAUCAAGGAGAAGUCUUGAGAGACGAAGAUGAAACUGAUCGUGAAUACACUUUCCCUGAAGAUCGUAAUUCAGAAGUAAGUGAAAAUACAGAUGCUGAUUUACAAGCUCGUUAUCAAGCUGCAUUUGAUGCUACUGCCAAAACAGCUUCUUCCAAAACAGCUGAAAACAUUGCUGAAUAUAUUAAACGUUAA